AAAGUUUGCAUAGCCGAAAAGGCCAUCCCAUUUCCUAUUAACUCUAUUUAAAGUUGAUAAAAAGAAUAACAGUCGAUUGGUUCUUGUUUACACGUGUCUUGCAAAUGAUUGGUCUAAAUCCACACUAGUUGUUUUCUUUUUCAAUUUUACAACACAAUUUGAAAGCUGACAACACUAAGAGCACCUUUACAUGAAGAUCAGUAAUCGACUAAGCUAUUAUUACCAAGGAGUAGUAGCUUUUUCAACUGUUGAUGUCUCCUCAGACUCCUCUGUUUCUUAUACUAUAAAAUUUAUUUACACUAUUCUCUUUUUUCAGUGUUUUCCCACAUUGCAUCUCUCCUUUUCUCCGAUUCUUGAUCUUCCUAAGUUUGAGGCUAAAAUGGAUCCAAGGUUCAAUAGAUUUCCAUCUUCUGUGAAUGGAUUCAAUCUGGAGAACCAAUCCUUACUCGAUUUUUCGGGUAACUGGAAGAAUAAGGAACCUAUAAUUGGGGCUAUUUAUCCAGAUCAGAUACUAGCCAAUGGUCCAAGAUUUGAAAACAGCUUUGUCCAACAUAAUGUUGGUGGGGUUCAAUCUUUUUCAAAUGCCCCUUCACCAACAAGCAAUAUAGCAUUGACUUCUAAGAUUGGCAUUGAGGAUGAUUACAAUGAAGACUUUGAUUUCUCGGAUACGGUUUUGAGCUAUAUAAAUCAGAUGCUUAUGGAAGAAGAUAUGGAGGACAAGACACAUAUGCUUCAGGAGUCGUUGGAACUUCAAGCGAAAGAGAGGUCAUUCUAUGAGGCCCUCGGCAAGAAGUAUCCACCUUCACCUCAGCAGAACCUUUCUAUUACUGACCAGAACGGUGAGAUACUGGAUGACUACUGCUCAGGAAGUCUGUAUAGCUGUACAAGUAAUGUCGGCAGUAGUGGUGGUUACCUAAUUGAUCCAAGGGUGGAUAGCAUUCCCAAUGAUCAUAAUUCCUCUUAUGAACAGGGGAUUUCCAUUUGUAAUGGUACUUACUCUUCGAUUAGCUCAUCGAAUAGCAUAAAUAAUCUUGUAGAUGGGUUCUUAGACUCUCCUGUAGGCCCUCUUCAUAUCCCUGAUAUAUAUAAUGAUAGCCACCCAAUUUGGAACUUUAGGAAAGGAGUAGAAGAAGCAACCAAAUUCCUCCCUACUAAUAAUAAGUUGUUGGACAAUGUGAUUAUUAAUGACUUGCUGCCUCAGGAGAAAAGAGGAGAAAGUGGUUGUGCGGCAACUCAGGUGGAGAAAAGGGACGGGGGAGGGACUUCACUUACAGGGUCGAGAGGGAGGAAAAAUGCUCAUAGAGAUGAUAAGGAUUUAGAAGAAGAAAGAAGUAGCAAACAAGCUGCGGUUUAUACAGAAUCAACAGUUCGUUCAGAGGAGUUUGAUGUAGUUUUGCUGCAUAGCAUGGGCGAUGGACGGCAAGCAUUGACAGCUUAUCGUGAGAGCUUGAAGAAUGCUAGAACGAAAACCACAGCCCAGAAUGGGCAAUCAAAAGGAUUUACUGUGGGGAAGGGUGGCCGCGGCAAGAAACAAAGUGCUAAAAAGGAAGUCAUAGAUUUAAGGACUCUUUUGAUAAAUUGUGCACAGGCUGUUGCCGCUGAUGAUUGCAGGAGUGCAGCUGAACUGCUGAAACAGAUCAGACGCCAUUCAUCUCCUUUUGGAGAUGGCAACCAGAGAUUGGCUCACUGCUUUGCAGAUGGUCUGGAAGCACGUUUGGCAGGCACCGGUAGCCAGAUUUAUAAGGCUCUCAUCAAUAAAAAAACAUCAGCAGCUGAUUUUUUAAAGGCCUUUCAUUUGUAUCUUGCAUCAUGCCCAUUCAGGAAGAUUUCAGGUUUUACCUCAAACAAGACAAUCAUUACAAAAGCAAGGAAUGCUUCAAGGGUCCAUAUCAUUGACUUCGGUAUCCUCUAUGGCUUUCAGUGGCCUACGCUUAUUCAACGUAUUGCAGCAAGAGAAGGUGGGCCACCAAGGCUUCGUAUUACUGGUAUAGAAUUUCCUCAACCUGGUUUCAGACCAGCAGAAAGGAUUGAAGAGACAGGACGCCGUUUGAGCGAUUAUGCCAAGUCCUUUAAUGUUCCAUUUGAGUACCAAGCAAUUGCAAAGAAAUGGGAAACCAUCAGACUUGAGGAUCUAAAGCUUGAAAAGGAUGAAUUUCUUGUUGUCAAUUGUUUGUAUAGAUUUAAGAACUUGCACGAUGAGACAGUGUUAGCUGAAAGUUCGAGAACUCUCGUUCUCAAUCUAAUAAGGGAGAUCAAUCCAGACAUUUUCAUCCAUGGUAUUGUCAAUGGAGCCUACAGUGCCCCAUUCUUUGUAACAAGGUUCCGUGAGGUCCUGUUUCAUUUUUCAGCACUUUUUGAUAUGCUGGAAGCUAAUGUACCCCGUGAGUUUCCAGAAAGAAUGUUAAUUGAGAGAGAGAUCUUUGGGAGGGAAGCCCUGAAUGUCAUAGCUUGUGAGGGAUGGGAAAGAGUUGAAAGGCCAGAGACAUAUAAGCAGUGGCAAGUUCGUCUUCUAAGAGCAAGGUUUACACAAAUACCUUUUGAUCAACAGGGGAUCAUGAAUAUGGCAAUUGAAAAGGUGAGAACAAGCUAUCACAAAGACUUUGUAAUCGAUCAAGAUAACAAGUGGAUGUUGCUGGGGUGGAAAGGGAGAACAAUCUACGCGUUAUCUUGCUGGACACCUAUUUAAGGAACCUGUAAGGCAUUCUUUUAACAUGCUACCUUGUGAAAAUGAGGUUGUCCUUCCACAAAUUUGGAGAAUUCAACAAUACAGAUGUAAGUCUCAACCUAUUUUCCAUCACAAAUGUUUUCUUCUUAUUCCGCUUCAUCUCUUAACAUGUAACAGUGACAAAAAUUUCCACCGGUGCAGAUCUAGAUAUUGCUAACGCAAGUGACACACAGGGCAUAUUCUUGUUCUCACCUUGAUCGAUUACAAAGUCUGAACAAAAAGUCUUCGUUGUGAUAGCUUCAGAAAUGGGGAGGCUUCAGAACAGGUUCUUUUUUGUCUUUUUGACACACAGUCUUCGUUGUCAAAAAGACAAAAAGUCUUCGUUGACUAGAUAAAUGAUCAGAAAUGGGGAGGCUUCAGAACAUAUUCUUGCGAAUGAUGAUGAAGUUGUAGUCAUUGCCGUUGAGUGUGCAGCAUGUUUGUUUUUUUAUAUCUGUAUACAAGCUAGCUUGCACACACUUUAACCUAUCCCUUGAAUAUCUGCUACAAUCCAUCACGGAUAACCAAAUAACUCUAGUCAUCAACACCUAGACAAAUGUGAAGAAAUCGCUUAGUUAUCAAGGCCUAGGCAAAUGUGAAGAAAUCACCUUGAGUUUUUUAUCCUUUCGUUGGUCUCUAGUGAGAUUUUAUUCCUUGUCUCGAGGCUUUUUCUCACUCGAGGGGCCACUUGGUCACACCCUUGGUUGCUUUAUGUGCAACACAUUUGUUAUUAAACAUUGCUUUCUUGUUUGUUUGA
Messenger RNA from Capsicum annuum, 3461 nucleotides. RefSeq names its product scarecrow-like protein 9. Gene Ontology annotation, molecular function: DNA-binding transcription factor activity; sequence-specific DNA binding. Bases 191 to 2686 code for a protein of 831 amino acids. The transcript has 2 exons. The record is from RefSeq and is a predicted model, not a curated record. NCBI's taxonomy places the organism in Eukaryota, Viridiplantae, Streptophyta, Magnoliopsida, Solanales, Solanaceae. Gene Ontology annotation, cellular component: nucleus. Gene Ontology annotation, biological process: regulation of DNA-templated transcription.